AUGGAAGAGCCAAAUUUCCUCAGGAUUUGUUUACUUGGACAUUCUUUUGUAACUCGUUUACGGCGAUAUAUGGACUUGCAUCCAGAUUUAAUGAACUUAAAGUUGCAUCAGGAUUUUUAUAGUGUAUCAGUGCGGGCCCGUGGUGGUCUACGGACCUCGAGCAUCGCUCGUUCCAGAGACUUCUUGACUUUUGAUAUGUUGCCGCACGUGUGUUUUAUGCAGAUAGGAGAAAACGACAUUCUUUUGCAUACCAAUGAAGUGAUUGUACGUGACAUUCUAUCUUUAGCAUCGUAUCUACAUUCCGGAAUAGGCAUACAAACAGUUAUUGUGGGUCAGCUUCUGCGCCGCCAACCUUGGGCAUCGUCACCGGACUUCAACGAUCGCAUCAUCGCCAUCAAUGUCAUGCUUCGAGAACAGUGCUCAAACAUUUCCGGUGUGCAUUUCUGGCCUCAUAGAGGCUUCUGGACAGAUUUGACAUUUUUAUGCCAGGACGGGGUACAUCUCCGAUGCCCCUCCCAGUCAUCCCAUGUUGUGUCCACCUCUCCUAUGUACCGGUUUUGGCGAAGUGUUAGCUCAGCUAUCUUACAGCAUAGGCACAUUUCAGGCCAGUAUCAUUCUGCUUAA
Messenger RNA from Saccostrea cuccullata (small rock oyster), 624 nucleotides. RefSeq lists its product as uncharacterized. The transcript has a single exon. Bases 1 to 624 code for a protein of 207 amino acids. The record is from RefSeq and is a predicted model, not a curated record. NCBI's taxonomy places the organism in Eukaryota, Metazoa, Mollusca, Bivalvia, Ostreida, Ostreidae.